AUGACGACCACAGAUUCCCCCAUCAAGAAUCUCCCCAAUGAACUUCUCUCCAACGUGCUAGCUGAACUCAGUACAAAGGAGCUCCUCCCAGUCGUCUCCGUCAGUCACCGCUUCUGCUCUCUAGCAACCCGUAUCCUACAUCGCCGCCUCGCUAUUACGGCCACACUUCCAGGCAACGAAGUGAUUCUCGAAUGCUACCAUCCAAGCGCCAAGAUAUCCACGCCAUACCUGGCCUGUCGAUAUCUCGGCACGGCGUCAUGCGACGGGCCCUCGAUCAAUGAGCAGAACCCGAGCUUCGUACAUCUGCGCAAGAUGUAUUCAUGCUUCCGACCAGUCAUAAUGGAAGAGAACAGACGCAGAAGGUUCCGUUAUGGGUGGUCUGUACAAACCUUGGCCGGAAGCACUCAGCUCCAGAUUGCUGCCGAGGAUAUCCUUGAUGAGACUGCACAUCAGGAAGUGUACCUCGAUGAAGGGGAGCGCUUCUCUCAGCUCUGCACCGUGACGAAUGUCGUUACGCAUGGUUCACGACCGGGCCUUUUCACACGACAUGUCAAUAUCAGCGAGGGUGUCAUUCGUGUUUUCAGGCACUGGCUGUCCAAUGGGGCCACAAUUGCGAGCUCGGGUACAUUUUCAUCAAACGACAGCCGCAUCUUGUGGGUAGACAGAACAAAGGACAUUGGCCUGCGUUUCAAGGUAACGCCCGGGCCAGAGACACGGGGGACAAUCUUUGAAGACGAGCCGCCCGUGUUUUACAAUCUAAUUUACGAAGAACUGAUUAUACGCACCAGCACACUGCUUUUGGCCGUUGAAGAAGCAGCUGUAAAAUAUGUGGCGCAUUCAGGAAAAGACAUCAUUAUCGCGUCCAUCUGA
This is a messenger RNA of Trichoderma breve, 870 nucleotides long. RefSeq names its product f-box-like domain-containing protein. Gene Ontology annotation, molecular function: protein binding. Lineage: Eukaryota; Fungi; Ascomycota; Sordariomycetes; Hypocreales; Hypocreaceae. The record is from RefSeq and is a predicted model, not a curated record. Bases 1 to 870 code for a protein of 289 amino acids. The transcript has 4 exons.